AGGCAUCACCGCCGCACACUUGUUGAGUGGAUCGGCAAUCCAGGUGAUGAGUUGGAUUUCACUGCUGCCGUGUUCGAUGAUGAGCCAAAGAACUAUCACGGGUGGCAACAUCGUCAAUGGUCGUGCGUCAUUUCCAUUUGGUCGGCCAACGAGAGAUUGACUAUACAACAAAGCUGCUUCUCGAGGAUUCGUAUAACAAUUCUUGCUUGGAACUAUCGUUAUUUCAUCCUACAGUUGCUUUUGAUCUCUGGUGGGCUUAUUUCACGGCCAGAUGUCAUUGAAUGGGCUGAAAAGUUAUAUAGCGAAACGGAGAACCGUGCACAUUAUCUCGUUUCAUUCCUGUUGGAUAUCGAGAUGGAGAAAAUCGAAGAAGUUCUGCAAGGGAGCUUGAGGAGAUCGAUCCGGUACGAACGAAUUUUGGAGAUAUCAACAGGCUUUGGC
This is a messenger RNA of Mesorhabditis belari, 441 nucleotides long. The record is from the annotation of a GenBank genome assembly. Lineage: Eukaryota; Metazoa; Nematoda; Chromadorea; Rhabditida; Rhabditidae.